Molecule: messenger RNA, 331 nt
Organism: Perkinsus marinus ATCC 50983
Lineage: Eukaryota; Perkinsozoa; Perkinsida; Perkinsidae
Product: histone H2A.1, putative
Exons: 1
Cellular component (GO): nucleosome
Molecular function (GO): protein heterodimerization activity; structural constituent of chromatin; DNA binding
Source: RefSeq, a predicted model, not a curated record
AUGUCCGGAAAGGGUAAAGGAGGUCGUGGCAAAGCUGGCAAGAAGAGUGGCAGUGGAGCCAAGUCUCGCUCCGCCAAGGCUGGUCUACAGUUCCCUGUUGGCCGUAUCGCAAGGUAUCUGAAGAAGGGCCGUUAUGCUAAGCGCGUCGGUUCUGGAGCGCCAGUCUAUUUGGCCGCUGUUCUAGAAUAUCUCGUCGCUGAGAUUCUUGAGCUCGCUGGUAACGCUGCGCGAGACCACAAGAAGACUCGUAUCAUACCUCGCCACAUUCAGCUGGCGGUCCGCAACGAUGAGGAACUUAACAAAUUCCUCGCUGGUGUUACUCUCGCGAGCG